Molecule: messenger RNA, 4532 nt
Organism: Hydractinia symbiolongicarpus
Lineage: Eukaryota; Metazoa; Cnidaria; Hydrozoa; Anthoathecata; Hydractiniidae
Exons: 6
Coding region: 168-2984 (938 amino acids)
Source: RefSeq, a predicted model, not a curated record
GUUGUGAAAUAUACAAGAGGCUACACGGAAUAAUGUUUUCUUAGUAUCUUGGUAACAUUAGUAUAGGAUACCAUCACCAUUACUUGGUCGGUUUAUAUGAAGGAACGGUUGAGAAAUAGUUGACGUGAAGCAGUGGGACACUUGGUGAAAAUUAAACUGAAAAUAAUAUGGAUGUGCAAAGCUACAAGAUUAAGGAUGAACAAUUUCGAUUCCUUAUUAUGAAAAACUUUUACGAAGAAGUUAUGGGCAAAUUAUUGGAAAGAUUUUUGUUGGUAUUGCAUUUUAGAGCAACUGGUGAAAAAUUAGGUGAAAACUGUGACAUUCUAUCAAAGAUUUUGCCACAUUUGGCAAAGAAGCACAAAUUAAAAACAGAAGAUAAGUAUAGGGAAAAUCUCUUUAUAGAAUCAAAAAGAGACUUAACUCCCAAACCAAAUUUAGAUAUGUCAAAAUUUGACUUUACCAUGUCCUUUGGUUGUUUAACAGAGAUUCAAGGUCUCCCUUCAUCGAAAAACCACCAGUUCUGUGUUUUGUGUACGCGAGAAAAAUGCGAGAAUAUCCUGCUAGGGAACGCAGAAAAAAAAGAGUGCAAUAACUGUGAGUUUUGUACCACCCCACCGAAUGCUCCCUGUUAUUCGCAGAUGCUAGCAAAAAAAUUGAAUAUUGGAAGGAAAACCAGAAAUAUAGGAGCACAUACAUCACAAUUCUCAGCUGAAAUCCCUAACAUAGAGGAAAAUAUAACCGCCAUAACUGCUUUGUAUGAAUACUUGUACACAAAUGAGAAUUGGAGGAAGUUUGAGAAAAACUGGAUAAACCAUAAAGCGUUUUUUGAAAUUAGAGAAAAUAUCAGGUUGAUUGAAAAAUGUUCAAUAUCAUUUUUGUUAGAGAAAUUUAAAGAAAGGAUUAUAAUUUCAGAAGAAUUUUUCGCCAUCAAAGCAACGUUGGAUAAAAUGAUGAAUGAGUUAAGAAAGAAAACCUUGGAAAUUUCAAUUCAAUUAUCUAUCAGCACGUCAGCAGUGGAAAAAAUACUUGGCUUAGAAAGUUUUCUUCAGGAGGCAGAAUUAUCUGCAUUAAAUUCGCGGAUGAGGACAACUAUUGAGGAGGUAGUGAAUAAAUCAUUAGCCAAUCUGAUCGACGAUUUUAAGUUUGAUGUGCAUGUAUGGGAAUUAGAAAAAGUACCAGGCAACGGAAGAUUUGAGAAAUUCAAAGCAGGGAUCACAUUUUCCUCACCAAACCCUAAUGCAUUUGAGUUAUAUCGAUGUGAUAAAAAUCCUCAAUCAAAGCAUCUGCAAGACAAACUCACUAAAUCACUCUUUGAGGAGUUGGAAAAGGAGGUUCCUGACAUUAGUAAUGACAGCCUAACAAAACUUACGUUAGGUUUUACUAAAUGGUAUAUUGCUUCACUUCACAUCAUGCUGGCAUUGACCAAAAAUGAUCGUAGUUCGUUAACCAAAAAAGAAAUUGAAAUACUUGAUAUUUGUCUAAAAAAUAUGACCGUUUCCAAACAGUCGUUUUUCAAAGAAAUAUUUGGAGAAUCUGUCGAAGUGUCAAUAGACAGAAGUCCUUCUCGUACUAACAUUGCAACAUUUAUCGGACAAAUAGAGGUAAACAUCCUUUCGGAGAAUGUCUACUAUCAUUCAAAUGACUUUGCCAACAAGUUAAAACGCAGUGUAAAAAUGUUGUUGGCACAAGAACUUAAAUUAGAAGAAUGUAGCGAAAUAAAUAAAAAUUUAGCCACGAUGUUGUAUUCAGCAGAACAGUCUGUCAGCCUACAUUCUCAAACAUCAUCAAACCUAGUUAAUAUUGCACAAAUAGGAUCAGUCCACACAUUUAUUGUAGAAACACUACCAUGGUUUGUGCUAACAAUAGAUGUUGAUCAAGGUCUGAAAAGCAAACUGCAAACUGACUGGAGAAUUUUAUGGGGACCAUUGCUCACUGAAGUAAAAAUUAAUUUGCGAUCUUUAUUUCACAAUCCUGCGAGCGGAAACUUUCCUAAAGAUGGUAGAAAGUUAUAUGAAGUGAUACUGGAACUAGAUCAAAACAGAGAAUUGAAUGAUCUUCCAAAAUAUUGGCGAGAACUGAUUUUACCAAAAAAUGGAAUUUCAGAUUCCGAAGUUUUCGAUUUGUACACCUUACGAUGUUUACUUUCGAAAAGCAAAAGUAUGAAAACAGACGCAGUUGAUGUAAUUAAGGAGUUGUGUAUCAUGAUGAAUGGAAUUAAAUACUGUCCAAUUGUUGAUCCUUAUUUCAUGUCAGUAUACAUUAUAGAUGAGAUAAAAUAUUUUCUUUCUUCACUGGGAUUUUUAAAAGAAAGUAUGAAGGAGGUAGAGCGUUUAAGUGCAUUAUUGGAAGAUGUUACUCCAUCUGAAGACGAACUGUUGGAAGAUAUUUAUAGAGGACGUUACUUUAAAUCAUAUGUACUAACUGAGUUAUUAUUUAAAGCAGAAGAAUAUUUGCGCUGUUUAUUUCACGAUCCUGAAUAUGGAGAUUUUCCAAGAGAUGGAAGAAAAUUGUAUGAAACUUUCAUAGAGUGGAAUAAACAAGGAAAGUUGAACGACUUGGAGAAAAAAUAUUUUUCUACUCUUCUCCCUGAUAGCAAAACAACGGAUUCCGAAGCCUUUGAUUUACAUCUACUCAGUUAUUUUCUUUGUAAGUGCACAAAGAUAAAAGAUAAAGAGCGUAAAAUAUUUGGUAAAAUAUUUGAUUUGAAAAGUCAACUUAUACAAUGUGACUCAAUCGCGCUUGGUUUUUAUCAAAGUAAGGAUAUCCUUGAAAGAAUUUUGUGGAAAAUAAAGCAUUUGACUGACCAUUACGACGUGUUUAACCAUAAAAUAGGAAAUGAUUUAGAAGAAUUCGUAGCAAAUAUUUUCUUAGAAUGGCGUCAUUUGAAGAAAAAACAUAUAGUUCAAAGCAAAAUGAGCUAUAAUAAGAUAGAAAGAACUGACGAAAAGAAAACAUUUGAGCAAACAGGAAUUUUGCCAAAAUGAACAUAACUAUACAUUGGGAUGUUUUUUGUAUCUAUUUAUGUAUGCUUUUAGAGAAGUUAUUAGAAUUAGUUUUUGCGUCCAUUCUUUGUAUUAUGUAAGUGUUCGAGAAAUUUAUGUUUUUGUCUAAGUAUGUAAUUUUAGUUUUUUUAUAUUUCAAACUAUUCAUUGAAAGAACUAAUGUUCCAAUGAUGAUCUUAAUUACGAAUAAAAGUACAACAAAGGGUUUGAGUUUGUGCAAUAUAUCUCUCACAAUAUAUUGCACAAUCUAUAUCUAUUUAUGUCUGCUUUUCGGAAGUUAUUAGAAUUUGCUAUUAUAUAUUAUAAUAUAACUAAUGUUUCAAUGAUGAUCUUAAUUACGAAUUAUUUUUUUUUACUUCCAUUUCCUUAGGCAAACUAUUUCUUAUGUUUCCCCCCUAUUUACGCUAUCAGUAAGAUGUUUCACUCACAAAUCACUUUCUUAUUACAAUUUUUAUAAAUAACACAACCCUUCGCCAAAACAUUUCAUGCAAAACCUGGUAUGAAUAGAGUUCAAAGAUUUACUAAAAAAUGCCCUCAGCUACAGCUGAGUUACUUAUUAUUAAAAAAGCCUUUUUGUGCAUAAGCCAUUCUUAUUUUUAUCUAACUUUUAACACAAUGGUCGUGUUUUUUUAUAUUUUAGUCAGAAUGUAUACAACUGAAAAAAUAUGAAAGUCUAUCAAAAAGAAAGAACAUUAAAAACUUUACCGUUAUUAAAAAGGUUGAAUUUUUUUUUUUUUUGGUAUUGUAAAUGCAGUUGUUUUAUUCGUUUUUGUUGCACAUUUAUAAAAUUACUAUAAAAAUUUAAACGGAACGUAGAACAAUAAUCAACCAUUACAAUUAUAAUUAAAAACAAUGUGUUAAUAAUGUUUUGAAAAAAAAUUAAAGCUUUUUAUUUGCCUCCAACAAUCCUUCCCGCGCACUUCAGCAAGAGCAUGUCCUUAGCGUCUAGGUAUCUAGCGCAUCCUCGGUUAUGUUCUAAUGUAAAUACCACUUGCAAUUAUCUUACGGCCAAUGUGAGACAGGUAGGUGCUUCACUUUUCUUAAGGUGCGUUCUUGCGAGUUACCUAAAUCUUCCGGAAAAUAAGAUUUUUUGGAAAACGUAAAUCUCAGUUUGUAUCAUUGACAUCACAACAUUACAGUUAUAAAUGCGCAACUGCAAAACGCUGCUGUUAAUAAUGCCAUAGAGAGAUCAAUAAAAACUAAAAGACAUCGCAAAUGCUGGAAAUGGAAAAUUGUGUAACGAAGUCUCGGAAAACAUUUCAAAGAAAAUAAGGUCAAGAAAACUUCAGAAUUGGGAAAAAAUUACAACGAAAAAAAAUACCAAUAUAUUUCAAAGGUUAGAGAAGCUUUGCUUAGUGAAGAAAAAACAGUGAUUAAAGGUAAUCUUGGAAAAGUAAAAAAAAUGAUAGACGAAGGUGAGACGAUUAUUGAAAAGCGUUAAAACAUAUAAAGCAUGCUAAUAGGGAAGACGUCUGUAAAGUUGAAAAAUGUUAUAAGUCAGAUACCCGGAUAACUCUGAGGACAAAAAGC